CUGUGAUAGUGAUUGUGUCUGUGCUGUGUCAUCUGUCAUAGUAUCUGUUAAUCUGUGGUCAUCUGUGAUAUCUGUCAUUUGUGGAUCUCCUGAAAAAGUUCGCCAGCCAGGAUGUCGGACGCCCCCGGCCGCCCUAUGAAAUAUCCCUACACCAUCAGCGCUAAAAUCGCACAAUUCCCGUUUAAGUUCUACGUCCAGAAUCAGUGGAUCUGGCGUUAUUGGAUGAUUGGGAUCGCCGUUGCCACUCCCGUGUUCUACAAGAUCCACAAACUAUCUAACUCCCCUGAGAAUGUGAGCAAAUGGGCUGAGAAAAGGAAGCAGGAGGCAGCAGGUCACCACUAAAGCCGGCGUCAGUUUGAAGUUAAUUAUAUUGUAAGCGUAAAUAAAAUCAUGUCAUAGUUA
Messenger RNA from Bicyclus anynana (squinting bush brown), 402 nucleotides. RefSeq lists its product as uncharacterized. The record is from RefSeq and is a predicted model, not a curated record. Bases 112 to 342 code for a protein of 76 amino acids. Lineage: Eukaryota; Metazoa; Arthropoda; Insecta; Lepidoptera; Nymphalidae. The transcript has 3 exons.